Molecule: messenger RNA, 2177 nt
Organism: Cyprinodon tularosa
Lineage: Eukaryota; Metazoa; Chordata; Actinopteri; Cyprinodontiformes; Cyprinodontidae
Product: zinc finger protein 503-like
Exons: 2
Coding region: 273-1922 (549 amino acids)
Biological process (GO): negative regulation of DNA-templated transcription
Cellular component (GO): nucleus
Source: RefSeq, a predicted model, not a curated record
CGCUGCUCGGGAGGAGGGGGAGGAGGAGGAGGGAUCCCUCUCGCCAGUUAAACCAACUUCUCUCUGGGACCUAGAGCCCAUACUGCUGAAGCGUCGCAAGGGAUGAAGACGCAUGGAUUCUGCUCCUUAAAUCCCACUCCGAUGAAAGGAUAUUCAUAACUACUUUGUGUUUUUCACAUGAGAGGCUGUAAUUGGUGUUUGAAAUAAACCCACCAGCUGGCUCUCUCUGAUUUCCACAUGUCUUUUCCAACCAUUUGUACGAGAAUCGGGUCAUGAGCACAUCGCCCUUGGUGUCUGUCCUGAGAAAUAGCACGAAUCCAGCUUGGGAGAGCGGCUCAUCGGUGGGGAAGAAGGGAGCACCGGAGAUAAGCCGUCCGUCCUUUCAACAUAGCCUUUCUCCAGCGGAUCCUUCUCGCCAGGCCGGCCGUCUUCCCAUCAAGCUGCUGAAAAUGCUCACCGCUCGGGCAGGACACAUUUUACACCCGGAGUACCUCCAACCUCUGCCGUCCACUCCCGUUAGUCCGAUCGAGUUGGAUGCAAAAAAGAGUCCGCUUGCCCUUUUAGCCCAGACUUGUUCUCAAAUCGGCAAGCCAGACCCUCCGUCCUCCUCCAAGCUCUCCACGGUGGCAUCCAGCGCAUCGAGUGACAAGGAGGCCAAAUCCGGUCCGCUGAAAAUGAGCGACAUCGGAGCUGAGGACAAGUCCAGCUUCAAACCCUAUUCGAAAUCUUCAGAGAAGAAGGAGUCGUCGAGCAACAGCAUCGGUGGAGAUAAAAGUGGUUUCCGGGUGCCUAGCGCCACCUGCCAGCCAUUCACUCCCAGGACAGGCAGCCCCAGCUCCUGCACCUCUGUGUCUCCUCUACCGUCGGAGGGGAAAACCGGGGACAAGGAGGAGAAGAAGGAGUCUGAUUGCAAUAAGGGCACGACUGAUUGCAGCGGAAGCCAAAGGAUAAAUGGAAUUACCUCUGACGACAGCACAUCUGGAUCCAAAGCUGCUACAUCAGACUCCGUAUCUGUAACCUCCUCCUCCUCCUCCUCCUCCUCUGUUCUCGGACUGGUGGCCCCAGUCUCCCCCUAUAAACCUGGACACUCAGUUUUUCCUCUCCCGUCCGCGAGUAUUUCCUACCCUGGAAGUUUGGCUGGAGCAUAUGCGGGUUAUCAUCAGCCGUUCCUCCCUCCCGGAAUGACCUUGGACCCCAGCAAACCCAGCAGCCAGCUGCUGAGCGCGCAGUUUGCUGCGGCCUGCAGUAAAGCUGGAUCGAGCCCGCUGGCUGGAGCUUCCCCGCCGUCUUUAAUGUCCGCCAGUCUGUGCAGAGACCCUUACUGUCUGAGCUACCACUGCACCAGUCAUCUGUCCGGCGCGUCAGGCGCAAAUUGCGCACACGACUCUGCUCUUAAAUCCGGAUACCCGCUGAUGUACCCGACGCACCCUCUGCACGGCAUGCAUUCCUCUGCUCCGUCCUUCAGCGGGCAUCCUCUGUACCCAUAUGGCUUUAUGCUGCCCAACGAUCCAUUGCCCCAUGUGUGUAACUGGGUAUCUGCUAACGGACCAUGCGAUAAGCGCUUCUCCUCCUCAGAGGAGCUGCUAAGCCAUCUGCGGACUCACACUUCCUUCGCUGGGACGGAGAAGUUGAUAUCCGGGUACCCGGGCUCUACCACGCUCGCGAACGCAGCUGCAGCCGCUGCCAUGGCCUGUCACAUGCACAUCCCUUCAAAUGGCAGCCCGGGCAGUCCAAGCGCGCUGACCCUCAGGGGCCCACAUCACCCGCUCGGACUCAGCGGCCGCUAUCACCCCUAUUCAAAGAGCCCCCUCCCCGCACCCGGGGCCCCUGUCCCGGUGCCCGCAGCCACGGGCCCCUAUUACUCCCCAUAUGCCCUGUACGGACAAAGACUGACAACAGCCUCUGCCUUAGGAUAUCAGUGAAGAAUUACACAUUUAUACAAGAUUAAUUUAGACCCAAUUAGUUUUAUAUUGGGACUGAAUCCAUGUUGGGAUCAGUGUAUUUAUUUGCGAUAGCUUCAAGCGUGACUAAAAUAAAAAAAAACAAUAUUAUAAGAUACAUUUCAAGAGCCUCAAUGUCCUUUAUUUUACACAGGAGGGGUUUGAAUUUAGUGAAUGAAAUAAAUACAUUUGUGCUUGUUUUUUAUUCUGAAUUAAAAGUUCGUUUUAAGGUUUUUA